This is a messenger RNA of Phytophthora nicotianae INRA-310, 752 nucleotides long. RefSeq lists its product as hypothetical. The transcript is spliced from 2 exons. The coding region runs from base 15 to 752 and encodes 245 amino acids. NCBI's taxonomy places the organism in Eukaryota, Oomycota, Peronosporomycetes, Peronosporales, Peronosporaceae. Gene Ontology annotation, biological process: pectin catabolic process; arabinose metabolic process; arabinan metabolic process. The record is from RefSeq and is a predicted model, not a curated record. Gene Ontology annotation, molecular function: alpha-L-arabinofuranosidase activity.
CACACCUUCCAACAAUGCUGCGCGGUUUCACCUUGGUCGCUGUUGCUCUCCUCGGAUCCACCAAUGCUGGCCCCUGUGAUAUCUACAAUGGAGCCAACACGCCGUGCGUCGCUGCUCACAGUACCGUUCGCGCUUUGCUAGAUGCGUACAAGGACGGUUUGUAUCAAGUCCAGCGCGCUUCGGACUCGAAGACACUAGACAUUGCCCCGCUGUCCCCAGGUGGAACCGCCGACGCUGCCGCUCAGGAUGCAUUCUGCAAGGGCACUACCUGCGUGAUCUCGAUAAUCUACGACCAGUCUGGUAAGGGCAACCACCUAACGUCUGCCCCCGCCGGAGGAGCCAAGAACCAGCCUGACAGCCCUGCCCGGGCUGACCGUCUUCCAGUCACGAUCGGUAGAAACAAGGCGUACGGUAUCUGGGUCGAAGAUGGCAUCGGCUACCGCAAUGACAAGACAACGGGUAUUGCUACUGGAGACGACGCUGAAGCUAUCUAUAUGGUGGCUGAUGGUACGCACUAUAACUCUGGCUGCUGCUUUGACUAUGGCAACGCCGAAACCAAUAACAAGGACGACGGUCCCGGUACGAUGGAGGCGAUUUACAUUGGCAAUAGCACCAUGUGGGGCUACGGCGAGGGCACCGGUCCGUGGAUCAUGGCUGACCUCGAAGACGGUCUCUUUGGCUGUGCUGACAAGUUUUGUUCGAACACUCCCACGGUGAAUAAUCCGGCCGGUCAGGAGGCACUUUCGCGCUGA